AUGGCUGUUAGAAUAAUUAUCUUAACGAAAACACUUCUUGUUGUGUUGGUUCUGGGUUCUGUCUCAAAUAUCACUCAAGCAGCUGUUGGGGAUGAUGAAAACUGUAUUGUGGACAAAACUAAACCUGCUUCAGAUGAAGGGAACUACAUGGACUGUACAGAUGAGUCGCUAGUGGCCCAGGGCAAGACCGACUGCUGUUCGCAGGAGGGCUCCGUUGGCUGCUGCAAGCCUGGCGAAAGAUGGGAUAAAAUGAUUGCCAUUGGAGUAGGUAUAGGAGUGACCUUCAUCCUUCUGGCUCUAUUGUACAUUUACCUUUUUUGGUGCAAAAGGGGCACAGUUCCUUGUCUGGAUCGCUUGUUUGAUAGAGCUCAGAAGAAAUAUUACGCAGUAGAGGACAGUCUACCAUGCUGUGCCAGUAGAACAGAACAGAGAAAGAUGGAGGCUGAGAUAAUGGCGAAGUCUAAAGACCAGCCUGCUCUGUCUCUCCCUGAGGACGUCCAUGAUGAGACCUCAAAAGACAGGUGGUGGGAUGGCCAGUUCAUCAAAAACGAAUAG
Messenger RNA from Saccostrea echinata, 555 nucleotides. RefSeq lists its product as uncharacterized. NCBI's taxonomy places the organism in Eukaryota, Metazoa, Mollusca, Bivalvia, Ostreida, Ostreidae. The transcript is spliced from 4 exons. The record is from RefSeq and is a predicted model, not a curated record. Bases 1 to 555 code for a protein of 184 amino acids.